CGAAGCCUCUCAAUCUUCUGGGCGUCAUUCGGCACGGUGGGCUUAGAGAACUUCCAGCUGGCUGGCAUCAAGAGUUACACUCGCUUCUCCUCAUGUUUGGCUCUUACUCCGUGAUCAACGUCAUUGUGCUGCUGAACCUGCUCAUCGCUAUGAUGUCCAACUCUUAUGCUAUGAUUACCGAACACUCUGACGUUGGAUGGAAGUUCGCCCGAACGCGUCUCUGGAUGAGCUACUUCGAUCAGAGCGCGACGUUGCCUCCCCCUUUCAACAUCUUUCCCCCCCUAAAACUGCUGUUAAAGAUGCUGGGUCUGAGGAAGAAGGAUCAACAGGCGAAAGAAAAGGACUAAAGGGGACGAAGUCAC
Messenger RNA from Cydia strobilella, 362 nucleotides. RefSeq names its product transient-receptor-potential-like protein. The record is from RefSeq and is a predicted model, not a curated record. Bases 93 to 347 code for a protein of 84 amino acids. Gene Ontology annotation, biological process: regulation of cytosolic calcium ion concentration; calcium ion transmembrane transport. Gene Ontology annotation, cellular component: plasma membrane; cation channel complex. The transcript has 2 exons. Gene Ontology annotation, molecular function: store-operated calcium channel activity; inositol 1,4,5 trisphosphate binding. NCBI's taxonomy places the organism in Eukaryota, Metazoa, Arthropoda, Insecta, Lepidoptera, Tortricidae.